Molecule: messenger RNA, 4228 nt
Organism: Hemicordylus capensis (graceful crag lizard)
Lineage: Eukaryota; Metazoa; Chordata; Lepidosauria; Squamata; Cordylidae
Gene: KCNC2
Product: potassium voltage-gated channel subfamily C member 2
Exons: 6
Coding region: 896-2803 (635 amino acids)
Biological process (GO): potassium ion transmembrane transport; protein homooligomerization
Cellular component (GO): neuronal cell body membrane; axon; dendrite membrane
Molecular function (GO): delayed rectifier potassium channel activity; protein binding
Source: RefSeq, a predicted model, not a curated record
AGCUGUAGGCAAAUCCUUUCAUGUGUGCUAUAGGAGAGAGCGCAGCAGGAGUCCAUAGAUAAGGUUUGUCAUAUUGUUUUCACUGCUGCAUUUGCUAUUACACGUCCUAUACCCAGAAUUCUUGUGCUCAAGUAUCCACCUCUGUGCCAUUCUCACCUGUAGCUAUGUGCUACUUUCGCUCCUUCUGUUAGAUAAAGAACUCUCCCCUGAAUGGAAUGCGUUUGUUUUUCCUGAAGUGAAAUGAGCGCGUAAAAGAAGAGGAGAUAGAGAGCGAAGGUGCCUACCCAAGGGAUGGUUUUUGCAUUUUCUGUGGACUGCUUCUAAUGACAGGCAAACGCACAACCCCGAAGACAGGAGACUGUACAGGUCGCCUGCCACGUAAUUGCUGGAAGUGUUGCUGAAGUGGCAGCUCUUACCCCACCACCAUCCUUCAUAGAGCCACACUGCACUUGAAAGACGGGAGAAGCCAGGAGCUGCGUUCCUCUUCACCUUGGAACUAGAGCUGAGGCAAAUGGGAGAGCCGCUUGGAUUCACCAGCGCCGAGUCCUUUCGAUCCUCUGAGCCCAUCCUGCCGACAUACUGUCCCUCCCCCAUGUUUUUGUGAUGGUUUUUCUCCGCUGCGAUGCGAAAGCAUCUCCUCUAUCUUGCAAAAUGACAGAAGAGAGGUUUCCUAGCAGCAGGUGGGGACUGGCUUUAUUGCGUUCGGAGCUCGCAGUCAAGGGCGCUGGAAUGGCCACCUGAAGAUGGGAGGAAAAAAGCUCACAAGUAGUUCUUCGCCUGAUACAGACACACUGAUCAGCUCUGAGUCUGGAGGCAGCUGCGAGGGAAAGAGCGUUUGCUAUGUGAUAAAGAGCCCCUUUCUCUCGUGUCCCUAAGUCAUGUCUGAGCCACAGAGAUGGGGAAGCUCGAGGAUAACGAGAGGGUGAUCCUCAACGUCGGGGGCACUAGGCACGAGACCUACCGGAGCACCCUGAAGACCUUGCCGGGCACCCGCCUGGCUCUGCUCGCCUGCCAGUCCCAAGGCGAGUCCCCAGGUGGAGGGGGAGCCGGCGGUGGCGAGGAGCACCAGCCGCCGCCGCCAUUCCCAGCUCCAGCGCCGCCUCUGCCCAACCCCAACCCGGGCCCUCCUGGCGCCGCCAACCCCGGCGUGGCGGCUGGAAGCAACGGAGGCGGCGGCGGCGCCGCCGCAAUUGGCGGGAAUGGCGGCGGCACGUGCUGCGAGUUCUUCUUCGACCGGCACCCGGGAGUCUUCGCCUAUGUGCUCAAUUACUAUCGCACGGGCAAGCUGCACUGCCCCGCCGACGUGUGUGGCCCUCUCUUCGAGGAGGAGCUGGCCUUCUGGGGCAUUGACGAGACGGACGUGGAGCCCUGCUGCUGGAUGACCUACAGGCAGCACCGCGACGCCGAAGAGGCGCUGGACAUCUUCGAGGCGCCCGACCUCAUCACCGGCGAGCCGCACGCCGACCCCGACGACGACGAGCUGGCUGCCAAACGCCUGGGCAUCGAGGACGUGGGCGCAGUGGGCACUUCCUCAGCCUCAUCCGCCAACUGUUCUCCCCUCGACGGCAGGGGCGGCCGCUGGAAGAGGCUCCAGCCGCGCAUGUGGGCGCUCUUCGAGGACCCCUAUUCUUCCCGCGCCGCCAGGUUCAUUGCUUUUGCCUCUUUGUUCUUCAUUCUACUUUCAAUCACAACCUUUUGCCUGGAAACCCAUGAAGCAUUCAAUACCAUUAGAAACAAAACCGAGCCAGCGAGCAAUGGCAGCGACGUGGUUCUGCACUAUGAAAUUGAGACAGAUCCUGCUCUGACAUAUGUCGAAGGAGUCUGCGUGGUGUGGUUUACAUUUGAAUUUUUAGUCCGUGUUAUUUUUUCACCUAACAAACUUGAAUUUGUCAAAAACCUCUUAAAUGUCAUUGACUUUGUGGCAAUUUUGCCCUUCUAUUUAGAGGUGGGCCUCAGUGGGCUCUCCUCCAAAGCUGCUAAGGAUGUGCUUGGUUUCCUCAGGGUGGUGAGGUUUGUGAGAAUCCUGCGAAUCUUCAAGCUCACCCGACAUUUCGUAGGCCUCAGGGUGCUGGGUCACACACUCCGAGCAAGCACCAAUGAGUUUUUGCUGCUGAUAAUAUUUCUGGCAUUAGGAGUGUUGAUAUUUGCCACCAUGAUCUACUAUGCUGAACGAAUAGGAGCCAAACCCAAUGACCCAUCAGCUAGUGAACACACAGAGUUUAAAAAUAUCCCUAUUGGCUUCUGGUGGGCUGUGGUCACUAUGACCACUCUUGGGUAUGGAGACAUGUAUCCAAAGACAUGGUCAGGCAUGCUGGUGGGUGCUCUGUGUGCUCUAGCUGGGGUGCUGACCAUAGCCAUGCCUGUGCCUGUUAUUGUCAACAAUUUUGGAAUGUACUAUUCUCUGGCCAUGGCAAAACAGAAGCUUCCCAGAAAGAGAAAGAAGCAUAUCCCACCUGCUCCUCAGGCAAGCUCCCCUACAUUUUGCAAGACAGACUUGAAUAUGGCCUGCAAUAGCACACAGGGGGAAGUCUGCCUGGGCAAAGACAACCGGCUGAUGGAACACAAUAAAUCAGUGUUAUCAGGUGAAGACAGUACAGAAAGUGAGCAGCCACUCUCACCUGUGGAAAGGCUCCCACCAAUCAGACGCUCUAGUACCAGAGACAAAAACAGAAGAGGGGGAACAUGUUUCCUACUGAAAGCAGGUGAUUACGCGUGUGCUACUGAUGGAGGGAUCAGGAAAGAUAACUGCAAAGAGGUUGUCAUUACUGGUUACACGCAAGCAGAGGCCAGAUCUCUUUCUUAAUGGCUUGGGGAAGGCACAAAACAUGAAAGAAAGUGUUAUACAGAAUUUAUCAUGGAUUUUUGACUGCUGAAAAAGGGACAAUGGAAUUUAGCCAUACCAAGGACUGUGCUGGAAAGAGACUACUCCUCCUGAAUGGGCCCUGAUAAGCACCUGCCGCCUUGAAGAUAUCCUUCCAAUUUGCCAUGGAAGUGGAGCUUGUUAUGAGGAUUAAGGACCAACUUCAGUUGCUGCUGCCAGCAGAUGCAAUUAAUAGUCACUAUUGAUGAGUCAGCUGUAAAUAAGAUAUGUGUGCAUGGAAUAUCAGCUUUAGUCAUCUAUGCCAAGGGAUGCUGAAUUCAAAGACAUCAUCUCUGAGACUCCAUGAAAAAAUAAAAAGGCCGACACACCUCUUUGUGUAUUCUUCCUGGUCCCUACAGUAGAUCAUGCUGUGGAUCAUACAAAGGCACACAUGUUUUAACAAUAGUGAUGUAAACGCUGUCUGUCAUAGGUUUCCUCAUAACAACUGUAUUUUUGCAAAGUUUGUAAUCCAUGAACACUAACAGCAUAGGAUUUUGCUACAAGUCUUUGCUUUCUCAGUUUGCCAUCUCUAUAUUUUUAUGACUAUUGGUAAAACAUUUUGGUUUACUUUUGACUUUGAUAAGAGACACGGGACUGCAGACAAAAAACUUUUUAAAAAAUCAGACUUUGUCCACAGUUCUAUAGAAGCUUUUUUUUGUUUGUUUAAUUGUUGACUUCAUUGUUACCUCAAACUAUAGGUAUUGAGAGAAAUAAAAUAUUGACAGUAAAAAUAUUAUACGUUUUUUAUUGAAACUAUCACAAAAGCAGCAUCAGUAAUAUAAAAUAGGAAUUAAAAUAUAUCAUAAAAAUGUAUAUUUUGCAUAAGAGAGAGAUACUUUACUUUUCUGUGACUUUUUGUGGUAAAUUGUUCUAGUCUAUUCUAAUUCUAUGUCUAUGAUGCUCUGUAGGUGGGUACUGUGUGAUAACUUAUGUUCUCUCCAUCCUGUUCAAUAAGACCUUCUCCAGAAACUGUUUGUCACCCUGGUAUUUUGAAUGUAGGGACCUUUCCCACAUAUGAAACUCUGUAUUGUUGACUUUUUUGUGAACAUGUCAAGGUGCAUGCACAAGCCUGGUGUAAACCAGUGGCCAUGUAACUAACAGAAAUGGAGAAUAAAAUCCAAAAGAUCUGGGGAGGAAGUUGGAACAUAUAAUGUGGUUAUUAUAUCUUUCUUCAGUGUUUCAUUUUUCCUAUUCCUAGCCUCUAGUUUAAGAAGGGAUUGACUGCUCUAAUGACUGUUAGCAUUUUUCUUACAAGUUAUUUCAGCAUUAAAUCAAUGCUAUAUAGGACAGCAGGAGGAGAGGAUUGUGGCACAUCUCCUAAUUUGCAAGAUGUUUGAUACACCUUAAACAAAUUGUUGCCUGCCUUUA